Molecule: messenger RNA, 546 nt
Organism: Racocetra persica
Lineage: Eukaryota; Fungi; Glomeromycota; Glomeromycetes; Diversisporales; Gigasporaceae
Source: the annotation of a GenBank genome assembly
CAUCAAUUUUUGCAACACUUGGACAAAAGCCGUUAGGAUCAUCAACUUCUUCAGCUCAAGUAGCGCUUCCAAAGAAAACACCGAUUGUUCCAGAAAAAAAACCUGUUAACAUUAGUUCAUCAAAACAAACUGGAUUUAAUAUACCACGUAAACCGGUUAAUAGAAACAAUCCUUUAGUGGGAGAACAAAACGUAAAAUUAAACAAUGAUGUAAAAGAUGAAAUUAAUUUGGAAACUAAGAAUAUGUCAGAAAAUGCAGUAAAAAGUGAAAAUGCAGUGAAAAGUGAAGUUAAUUCGGAGACCAAAAAUAUAUCAAAACCUGUAGUAAUCGAUAAUACACCAUUGAUUACUGCAGCACGAAAACCUUUAGAUAAUGACACAUCAUUGAUUACUGCAGCACGAAAACCUUUAGAUAAUGACACACCAUCAUUCACUAUUCCUAAGCCUAUUGUUCCUAAACCUAUUGUUAAUAAUAAUAGUACACCAAUUGUUUCCGAUGUUUCCACGAAACUUAUUGAUGAUAUGCCACUAAUUAAUGCAGCGAAAA